Messenger RNA from Schistocerca piceifrons (Central American locust), 2604 nucleotides. Its product is annotated as nucleolar protein 8. Gene Ontology annotation, molecular function: RNA binding. Lineage: Eukaryota; Metazoa; Arthropoda; Insecta; Orthoptera; Acrididae. The record is from RefSeq and is a predicted model, not a curated record.
UUAAACACAGAGAAUUCAUAGAAGUGUUCAAUUACUGAUUGUCUAUUUGAAUAUUAUAGGAAACAAAACAAUGCAUACAGAAAUGAAGUUAAAUGUACAACGAAUAUUUGUGGGUAACUUACCCACAGUGGUAACUGAAGAUGAUCUUUCGAAGAGGUUCUCCAAAUAUGGAAAAGUACAGUCAACUGAAAUUAAACGACGCUCUGAUGACUCAGUGUUUGCUUAUGUCAAUUUAGAGGCUGACAGGAGUCAUAUAAAUGAAUGUAUUGAAUACAUGUCAAAAAGAAAAUGGCAUGGUCAGCACGUGAAAGUGGAACUUGCAAAAGAAAGCUUUUUGGACCGAUUGGCGAGGGAAAGACAACAGCAACAGUCUGUCGUAAAACAAAUUCGGAUAUCUGCAGGGAUAAAUCCUACAGGAAACUUUAUACAUAAUGGAAGUCAAGAUGAUGAGUUUGUGCAGAAGUGUAAUUUCAAAAAGGAAAGUCAGGGAAAUGCCAAACAAUCAAAUGUUGCAAAAUUUGAAACUGAAGACUCAGGUAUGGGCACUUGUGAAGUGAGCUACAAUAAAAAAUUACCAAUGUUUAAGGGUAUACUAAGUUCUUAUGCAGAAUUGAAACCCAAAUUAGAAGAAACACAAGUACAACCAUCUUCACCACUAAAGAAUGUAUCAGAAAGUAUGAGGAAAGGAAGCAAAAAGAAGGGUAAUCUGGAAAAUGAUUUAUUUCCUGCCAGUGAAAACAUUCGUGGGUAUCAAGAAUCAAAAUUUAAUAUCUUUAAUUAUGAACAUAAGAAGCAGAAAGUCCAGGAUGACCAGAUACAAUUAAAAGUUAUAAAAAAUAGGAGAAGUGUUCCAGAAAUAAAAAGUUUGAAAUCUGAGGAAAUGAGAUUAAAAUCUAUUGAAGAAAAAAGAGUGUCAUUCAAAAAUCAAGUACAAACUGUAAAACGAGCUUUAGCUGCUGUGGAUGCUCCACCAAAUAAAAAAAUUAUUUUCAGUGAUAAUGAAAUGUCUACUGUACAUACAGAUGAUGAAAAUGAUGAUAGUGAAAAGCCAGUUGACAAGCCAUCUACACUCUUUGAUGAUGAAUCAUCAGAUGAUGAAAUAAAUGACUUCAAAAUAAAAGCACAGUUUGAAGGAAGAAAAGGUCAGAAGCUGUUGGAGCUGCAGUCUAAGUAUGCAAAUGACAAGAGAUUUACCUUGGAUGAAAGGUUUUAUGAAAGUGAUGAUGAUGAAGUGUCAGUGGAGCCUGAUAAGGUUGUUGAAUUUCAAGAUGAAAAGAAACGACAGUUGAACAUUCUGCAGGAUGUCCUGGGUGAAACAGCCCACGUGUUACCAGAGAAGAGAGAAAAACCUAGUAAUAGUAGGAGCAUGCUAAGGUUUGAUCCAUUGAAAGCAGAUCAUAAGAGAUUUGAGGUUGCAACAGUUACAACACCUGAGAAAAUAGAGAACGAAAGCAAAAAAAUGAAUGUAGAGAAUGGUCUGAAAAUGCAGGACGAGGAAGAUCAUGAGGUUGAAGAUGAGAAACCUGCAAAAGUGGAAGUUUCCAAAGAAAAAUUUUACAGUGUUACAGACAGACUAAAAGAAACCCUAAAGAGCAAAACUCAAAAAGAUGCCCAGUUCAGUCUGCUUGAAAUGUUUGGGUCCACAGAAGAUAAAGGUGCACAGUCCUCCCAAGAAAAAUACAAGAACUCUGAAUUAAAUAAGAAAAAGCAAAUUGGCUGGUCACAGGAAUCCUUUAAAUACGAUUCUAGUGAUUCUGAAGAUGAAUAUGAGGUGAAAAAAUCAACAGAACCAAAUCAGAACAGUUAUGAAACCAUUUCUGAAAAUAUGAAGGUCACCAGUUCAUUCUUCUUUAAAGAAAAUGAUGCCCGUCUAAAAGAGGGACUAGAGUUUAUCACAACAGCAAAAAGGAUUGGAGAAGAGGAAUUUUCAAAAAGGCGUAGGGAAUUAAAGCUAAUCAUUAGAGCAAAAAUAAAGAACAACAUGAGGAAAAAAAGACCUUGGAAGAAAAAGCUUGGUGGCCAGAAGAAAAAACACGCAGGGAAAAAAAGUAAACAUUAAGAUAACUAAGGUUACAUGUUAUGUAAAAUGUACUUCAUUUGUGUUGUGCAGUUUGGUGCUGAUGGAUUUGUGAUUUUAAUUUUGGUGAUUUAUCUGUGGAGACAGCUGUUUCUUUAUAAUGAGUGUGUGAAGAAAUCUAUUUUGCGCAAAUAUUUUAUAACUUUUAUCUCUCCUUUUUACUGAAAAACAUAAACCAGAAUUUAAAACAAGAGUGCGUAUUGAAUUUUUGCAAGAAAUAGGAAGCUGUUGUCUUUAUAAGCCCACAUUGGAAAGGGAAGAGACUAUGGAUAACUGAUCACAAGUAUAUUUUUUUUAUUUAAUACUACCUGUAGAAGAUCAGUUUGUACAUAAACUUUGUAUAAAAUGAAGAGUAUUUUAAUGUAACUGAGUUUUAAAUUAUUAAUCUCAACAGGGGAAAUAAAGCCGCGAAACUGAAGGCUCUGUGUGAACAUUACGUUUAUGAGGGUGUGCUGAAAAAAGUAAUACCUCCAAAUUUUUUAUGUUAAAACUCUUAAAGCUUUUUAAAUAAAAAAGCUAAAUUAUCA